ACGACAAUCCCGAGACGUGCUCCCGCCCACCGAGCGGAUCAAGUUUGAAUGAACAACAGCAGUCUGUCCUGGAGGUGGUAGUUGCAUUUUGCAGUAAUUAUUUAAAAAAAAAAAAAGUGUGUAUCGUAUCGACGGGGGCGCGCCGAUCGAGGAUGGACAUGAAGAAAAGAAUUCACCUGGAGUUGCGGAACCGCACUCCGUCAGACGUCAAAGAACUUGUUCUGGACAACUGUCGCUCAAAUGAAGGGAAGAUCGAGGGUCUGACGGACGAAUUUGAGGAGCUGGAAUUCCUCAGCACAAUCAAUGUCGGACUCGCGACUGUCGCCCACCUGCCCAAGCUAAAUAAACUCAAAAAGCUUGAACUCAGCGAUAACAGGAUCUCAGGGGGGCUGGAAGUUCUGGCAGCGAAAUGCCCCAAACUCACACAUCUCAACCUCAGUGGCAACAAGAUUAAAGACCUCAGCACAAUAGAACCAUUGAAAGAAUUGGCGACCCUGAAAAGCCUAGAUCUGUUCAACUGUGAGGUGACGAACCUGAACGAGUACAGAGACAACGUCUUCAAGCUUCUACCCCAGCUCACGUACCUGGACGGGUACGACAAAGACGACAAAGAGGCGCCAGACUCUGAUGCCGAGGUCUACGCUGAAGGCUUGGACGAUGACGACGACGAUGAAGACGACGAGGAGGAGGAGGAGGAGGAGGAGGAUGCAGCACCAGGAGAUGAGGAGGAGGAAGAGGGAGAGGACGACGAAGAGGAGAAUGAAGAGGAAGAGGAGGAGCUAAGUGGAGAGGCUGAAAUAAUGACACUAACUUUGUCUUGUCUAUUUUUCAAAAAGGAGGAAGAGGAGGAAGAUCUGAAUGACAAGGAGGUUGAAGACGAGGAUGAUGAAGAAGAAGAGCGAGGUCAGAAGAGGAAAAGGGAGCUGGAUGAAGAAGGCGAGGAGGAUGAAGACGAUUGAGAGUCCUCUGGAAGCUAAGUUGUGAACUGUUUUAAACCUGUAUCUCCCUGUCUCUUCCCAACAGCCCCAUGUAUUUUACCCCGUUUCAUAUUGCAGUAGGAGUGGUUUUUGUUAUUGGCCAGUCAGGUAGACGGGGUUGUCUGGGUAAAUAAGUUAAAUUUAUGUACCUUUUGAUGCUCCCAUGUUCCAGUCUUUACUGUCCACUUUUAACUGCAUUGUGGACACCAAUUUUGUAAUAUCAAAUAAUGGCAAAGAUAAAACCUUUUUAAGAAAUGUUUUUUCUUUUCUCACCGUUUGUGUAAGACCAGUUUCUGAUGACUUGUGUAUUUUAAAAGGAGCCCCCUUCAAAAGAAAAAAAAGAAAAUGAAACAAAAAAAGAGUGCAUGUCUUAUACAUUUUAAAGUCAACUACUGGAAUCAUGUAUGGCUGUCCUCUCCUCGUCUUAAACUUAUUUUUGCAUUGUAUUUUUAUUUUUAAUGUAAGUUAUGUAUUUGUAGUGUCACCAGUAUGCCAAUACUCUGCUGUCCUGGUGUGAAACUUCUGUCUGAACAUGCACAGUGUGACCCCUCACCGGGCAUAUUUUUAAAUCAUAGCAAAACAAAUGUCUGCCCUUGUCAAAGCUGCUCCUCCUCCUCCUUAAACCCUCAGCUUUGAUAGUUCGGAAAUUACGUGUUCUUGUAAAUAAUGACCAAAUCUAUUUUUUUGUAUUCUCUUUGAUGACGGCAGACAUUGAACAGACAACUGAGGUGAAACUAUGAAUUGUAAUAAGAUAUUAAAUAUGUAUGCUGCUUUAUCUAAAAUACGCAGUGUGAAAUUUCUUGGAAUUUGAACAUAACUUUGUAUGCAUAAUCUUUCCAUAAAGACAAAUGUUCAACAUCGGAUCUCAUUAUCGCUUUUUUUUUCCACGUUCCUUUCUGUGACACACGGGUGGCAAUGUUUGUGGUGGUAGUGUAGAGAAGUGCUUGAUAUAAAUGGAGGUUACAUCCGCAACUUAUGUGCAUUGAAAAUGAAUUGUUUCAGAGACUCUGGAAACGGUUAUUUGGACUUUGUUUUCACUAUUAUACGUACUGGUCAAAUUGGCCUACCUCAGUGAUUUUUCACACUAUGUUAAAUCCACUGUCAUCAACCAAAUUGUUUAUUUUCCCCUCCCAUUCACAUCAAUAAAUCCCUUUUUUAUAUAUGUUUUGAAGUUUGUGGUCCUUGUACAACACAGUCAAAUUCAAAUGGUGAUUCAGGAUUCCAGUUAUAAGGUAUUGAUGAUGGAAAACUCAUCUCGGAUGCAUGUUCAGCAGAGUGACACCUGGUACUUUUACUCUAUUUUGAACAAGACCUAAAGCACUACCAAAGACCAAACCUAGAAGAUUUAAGCCGGGGUUUACUUGAUUAGUGCCAAACUAAUUGGGAGGAACUGCCAUGGUACUACUGUCUAAGCCAAAAUUCAACACAAUUCUUCCAACAACUGUACAAAAAGAGUUUCAGUCAUUUUAAAAACCUGUUAUCCUAACUUCCUAAAGAGUUACCGGCUGCGUGGUUGGUUUUAUUCCUCAGUACACCUACAUGAGAAGCCCUGACAUGACAUAACUCCAGCCCGACUGCAGCUGAUCCAUCUCUGGUAGAUCCGUUUCCCACUGUCUACUUUCACUAGCCCUUUAACUUUUCCUGCAAGAAACAUACGCAAUUACCAUUAAUGUGUCAGUGGCUCAAGUCAACAGUUAAAGGGUUCAUAUGUUUUUGUUUCUUAACGGAAGCUAUAAAGCGUUGCACCCUUUACGUCCCGACCUCGACUUUUUACUUACUUUCAAAUUCCAUUCUUGCUACUCAUGCAGGAGAUUCAUCUUUAUUUUUCUUAGUCCAUCGGGAGCAGAAUCAGUAAUAACACAAGGCUGAAUAUGACUGGGCCUGGAUUAAAAGAAUAGUUUUUGGUAACUGCUUGAGUGCCUGGCUGUCAUAAUAGAUCCAAUCUCAUGUGAAACCGGUGCCCACAAGGAAAAAACAGUUAAAUGGUAAAACCGAGUGAUUUAUACUGCAGUGUAGACUAAGUCUGUUGGUGGUACAAGUGGAGGAGGAGAGGCA
This is a messenger RNA of Anarrhichthys ocellatus (wolf-eel), 3032 nucleotides long. It is a transcript of the gene anp32a, whose product is annotated as acidic (leucine-rich) nuclear phosphoprotein 32 family, member A. The transcript is spliced from 7 exons. The coding region runs from base 153 to 959 and encodes 268 amino acids. Gene Ontology annotation, molecular function: histone binding. The record is from RefSeq and is a predicted model, not a curated record. Gene Ontology annotation, biological process: regulation of apoptotic process. NCBI's taxonomy places the organism in Eukaryota, Metazoa, Chordata, Actinopteri, Perciformes, Anarhichadidae. Gene Ontology annotation, cellular component: nucleus.